AUGUCAUCUACCAAUCAAUUCACCGGCCCUAGCGCUUCGACCGUCGCCAUGAGCGCUAGACAGGAGUUCACUCCGGAGCAGCUUGAGCGCAUCAAGAGUGUGGUCGAUUGUCUGGUCACCUCUUCUGGUCUCGAGCGCACACCAGGCUCGGCCGUUGCCGACUUUCUUCACACCCAAGAUCUCAUGAGCUGCCGUACUGGCCCAAUCACACCCGUCAAGCAGUCUCCGCCUAUCAGCUUUCUUGAUCUGCCAGCCGAAGUCCGCAACAAGAUCUAUCGUCAUUGUCUUGUUGUUGGCAGUGUCUUUCCGCGUCGUAAGGCUGGAGAUAGCAGAACUGAAUCUUUCAAACAACAUGAAAUGCCUCAGACACAGCUUUUUCUCGUCUGCCGACAAAUCUUCCAUGAGUCGGCGCCGAUGUACUUUGGUCUCAACAAGUUCGUCAUCUCGUACGGACCUGCAAGCGAAUGGCCAUGGUUCGACCCCCUCAAACUACGGAAGAGCCCAGUGUCACGUUUUGCAUACGAAAACAUCAAGUCGAUGAGCAUACCCUUCCAUCUUAUGGAUAACUACAUGACGAUACCCGAGUUGUUCGAAUAUCGCUAUACAGACGAUGUUGUGGAACGCCGACUUGUAAGCUCGUGGGAGGGACGUUGCGGGAAAAUGGCAUCGUUGGAACUGGAUCUGCUCGAAGUGUCCUUUGAGGGCUGUAAUUGUUUCAGGUCUGGCCGACGCUUGAUCACAAGAGCAUUGGAACACCUAUUGGAUGGCGAUAUGAGUGUACCUGAGAAAACGGUCUUGAGGGGAGUUUUAUCCACAAACGAGGUUGACGAGACCAGAACGCACAUUGAAGACAAUUUUGAAAAUGAGCCAGAAGACAAGGAUCCGGAGGACCCAUGGCAGAUCGUUAUUUACUGAUGUUGAGGGCAGGACCGUAAGGAACAAGGCAAGAGCGUGGAUCAUCAGACAAACAUCAUCAGCAUUGGUUCGGCUUCAUAACUCAUCACCUGUAUAUCUCAAGAGCACAGAUUCCG
Aureobasidium pullulans EXF-150 is the source of this 1031-nucleotide messenger RNA. RefSeq lists its product as uncharacterized. Lineage: Eukaryota; Fungi; Ascomycota; Dothideomycetes; Dothideales; Saccotheciaceae. The transcript has a single exon. The coding region runs from base 1 to 915 and encodes 304 amino acids. The record is from RefSeq and is a predicted model, not a curated record.